Molecule: messenger RNA, 1980 nt
Organism: Lethenteron reissneri (Far Eastern brook lamprey)
Lineage: Eukaryota; Metazoa; Chordata; Hyperoartia; Petromyzontiformes; Petromyzontidae
Gene: HENMT1
Product: HEN methyltransferase 1
Biological process (GO): RNA methylation; siRNA processing; piRNA processing
Cellular component (GO): nucleus; cytoplasm
Molecular function (GO): O-methyltransferase activity; RNA methyltransferase activity
Source: RefSeq, a predicted model, not a curated record
GCGUUUGGACACCAUGAAUCUGCACAAUGAGUUCAACAAAAGUCUUCGGACUCCUCUUGAAGAUCAACGAGAAGAAGUGCCGCAGAGGUCAGCGGCUGCGAUGGAUGCCGGCCAUGGGCAGGGAGCCGGGCCAGCAUGGCCUCAAGACAAGCCUCUCUUCACCCCCGCUCUCUACAAGCAGCGCUACGAGGCCAUCGUGCAGCUCGUCAAGAAAUACAGGCCACGAAGAAUGGCUGAUUUUGGCUGCUCUGAAUGCAAACUGCUUCAGAAAAUCAAAUGGGAGCCCUACGUGGAAGAGUUGGCUGGCGUGGACACUGACAGACGCGUAUUGAUUCACAACUCGCACACGCUGCAACCUCUUCCGUGCGACUACCUCAUACCCAGGGACAACCGCCUCACCGUCAGGCUCUACCACGGCUCCGUGGCAGACAGGGAUCCUAGUUUGCGCGGCUACGACUUUGUCAGCUGCGUCGAACUGAUAGAGCACCUGGACCCAGAAGUGCUGGCUGCACUGCCCGGGGUGCUGUUGGGCUACGUGUCCCCUCAAGUGGCCGUCAUCACCACGCCCAACGUGGAGUUCAAUGUGCUGCUGCCCGGCCUAAAAGGGCUCCGGCACUGGGACCAUCGCUUCGAGUGGACGCGGAGACAGUUCCAGGCAUGGUGCACGGAUGCGGCGCGGACGUACGGGUACAGCGUCUAUUUCAGUGGCGUCGGUCUGGCGCCUCCGGGCCACCACCAUCUGGGCUUCUGCUCUCAGAUGGCCAUCUUUGAGAAGGCCAACCCAUGGUUGGAAAGCCUUCAUCGCACCGUCAAAGACACCGGAGGUCGCUACGAGCUGGUGUUCGAGUUUGUGUUCCCGACCUUGCAGGACAAGCAUUGCAGAGACGCGAUGCUGCUGUUUGAGGUGAAGUUCCUCGUAGACGGAUCUGUGCGACGAUACCAGGAAGAGCGCGAUGAUUUCUGCGGCGCCAACGCCACUCCCGCCGGCGGAAGUCCCACGUUCCCGUCACCGCCAACGAGCUGCGCCGCGUCUCCUCACUCCGACUCGGGGGCCUUUGCCCGGCGCUCCAGCUCAGGAUACGAAACUCAAUCCGACGGCGCCGUGUCGCGCCCCGCUCGAGGCUGGCCUCCAGCGAGGCAGACGGCCAUCAAAGCUGUGUCUAACGGCACAGAGGUCGUGAUAGACUUGGCCAUGAUUUACAUCUCGGAUAAGGUGCAGAAGCUGUGCAGUUCUGUGGAGCAACUGCGAGAGGUUAUCAAGUCCACAAGCAACUUCCAGCUCAGCCAUGAUGAGACGGGCAUCGUGUGUCAUUUGCCAGAGAACCAAGAGCUGAACUGGGGGGGGAGACGUUAUUCGUAGUCGAGAUGGCAAAUUGCAGUCCACAUGUUUCUCCAGCCGUCUUUGUACGGCAAUUCAACUGAAACAGCAAUGAGAAGUGAACAUGACCUGAUUUACACGUUGAGAUCGGUAUAAAUGGAGACACCAUCACUGGAGAGGAGUUGACAACCCGUUUUGAAAGUACUGGACUUUGGUCAUGUUUUGAGUUCAUCUCUUGAGUGGAUGUAUGUGGCACUUGGGUUAAUGAUAAUGGGCCAGUAUACAGAUUCAGAUACAUUUAAGAGCUAUGCAUUAACAGUCACUCAAAUGAGGUACUGUGCUAAAAAAAAAUCUUUGUAAACCUGUUAGGUCACCUGUUGUGUGCAGAUAUUUAGCACAUGAUAAAGAUAUGUUAUUGACAAUUAAAUAUCUUAAUGCUUUUUUAAGAUGCUUAACGAAAUUAACUUUUAUUUUAAUGGCAAAAAUAUUACAUUGUUGGUAGAUUUUCUGGCAAUAUUUUUUUGUUUGACAUUGGAAGGCGAGUUCUGCAACCCCGUCAUGUUAAUUUUCCAUUUGAUCGUCCAUGGUCCUAUUUAAGAGCUAAUCCAGAAGUUAUGACAGCAUCAGAUCUCUUUAAAACAUAUUAGGCUUCGUUUUGCAGA